AAAGUGACGUCGCCGGCGACGUUUAUCCUGCAAUAAAUACGAAAUAGGAGGAAAAUUGCAUCAGAAAUCUCUUGCAUUUGUGACAUCUCGUUGCACUUUAUUACAGAAGAUUUUUUUGCGGAAAUCGUGAGCAAAAAUGCCCGGGGAAAGCGAAAAUCCAAUUUACACGUCUGAGCAACACGGCAAUGACGAAACCGGUCUUGGCACCCAAGACAAACCGUUCAAAACCAUCCUCCGCGCCAUGCGGCACGCUGGUAAAGAACCAUUUCCUACCAUCUUCGUGGACGGGAAAGAAGGCGCGAAAUUCGAACCCGCGUCUAAAACUCAAUUGAAAAAAAACAACAAAAUUUGGGUUAGGGAGUCUUACAAACAAGUGGAAGCCAAUAAAAGAGAGGAAGAAGACGCCGCUAAACGCGAGAAGAAUUUGGAAGAAGCGAAAAAGGUUAUAAUUAGUGAAGAUAAGUCCUUAGCAGUGGCGAAACGGGUGAAAGUUUGUCAAGGGAAAGAAUAUAGAGACCAAAGGGUCAAAAUUUAUGGUUGGGUGCACCGGUUGAGACGACAGGGCAAAAAUUUGAUGUUCAUUACGUUACGGGAUGGUACUGGGUUUUUGCAGAGCGUUUUAAGUGACACGCUAUGUCAAACCUACAACGCUGUAGUGUUGUCAACCGAGUCGUCCGUUUUGUUGUACGGUACAUUGAAGGAAGUCCCAGAGGGAAAAAGCGCCCCCGGUGGACACGAAUUGAUUGUUGAUUUCUGGGAGUUGAUCGGAAUAGCGCCACCUGGUGGAGCCGACGCCAUACUAAACGAGCAAGCGUUGCCAGAUGUACAGGCCGAAAAUAGACAUAUCAUGAUUCGUGGCGAAAACACGUCCAAAGUUUUGAGAAUGAGGUCGGUUCUUCUUCAGGCGUUUAGAGACCACUAUGCGGAUCGGGGUUACUGCGAAGUGACACCACCGUCAAUCGUUCAAACGCAGUGCGAAGGAGGCUCAACUUUAUUCAAACUCGACUACUUCGGGGAAGAAGCCUACUUGACACAAAGCUCUCAACUAUACUUAGAAACGUGUUUACCAUCCAUGGGUGAUGUUUUUUGCGUAGCGGAAAGUUUCAGAGCGGAACAAAGCAGAACUAGACGACAUCUAGCAGAAUACACACACGUGGAAGCUGAGUGCCCCUUCAUAAAUUUCGACGACUUACUCGACCGUCUGGAGGACUUGAUUUGUGACGUCGUAGAUCGAGUGCUUAAGUCACCCUACGCCGACAUUGUAUACGAACUGAACCCUAACUUCCAAAUUCCAACAAGGCCGUUCCUUAGAAUGAACUACACUGAAGCUAUUGAGUACUUAAAGAAGAACAACAUCACGAAAGAUGAUGGCUCAUUUUAUGAAUUCGGCGAGGACAUUCCAGAAAUGCCUGAACGCAAAAUGACUGAUCAAAUCAACAAACCGAUUAUGUUGUGUCGCUUCCCGGCCGAAAUUAAAUCCUUCUAUAUGCCUAGAUGUCCUGAAGACAACCGUCUGACUGAGAGCGUUGAUGUUUUGUUACCCAACGUCGGCGAAAUCGUGGGUGGGUCCAUGAGGAUUUACGAUUUGGAAGAGUUGAUGGCUGGGUAUAAAAGGGAGGGGAUUGAUCCUACUCCGUAUUUCUGGUAUACGGAUCAGAGGAAAUACGGGACUUGUCCACAUGGUGGUUAUGGUCUCGGGUUGGAGAGGUUCGUCUGCUGGUUGUUGAACCGGUACCAUAUUAGAGAAGUUUGUUUGUACCCGCGCUAUUUGAACCAUUGUAAACCAUAAAUAGCUUGGAAAAGCUGCUGAACAUGCAUUUAUAAUAUUUUCACUUAAUUCUGCAUUAAAUGUUGAAACACU
Molecule: messenger RNA, 1861 nt
Organism: Zophobas morio
Lineage: Eukaryota; Metazoa; Arthropoda; Insecta; Coleoptera; Tenebrionidae
Product: asparagine--tRNA ligase, cytoplasmic-like
Exons: 8
Coding region: 137-1789 (550 amino acids)
Biological process (GO): asparaginyl-tRNA aminoacylation
Cellular component (GO): cytoplasm
Molecular function (GO): ATP binding; asparagine-tRNA ligase activity; nucleic acid binding
Source: RefSeq, a predicted model, not a curated record